UUUAAAUAGCGUCUUCCUCUUCGAUUUGUUUACUCAGUAACUUUUACAGUUACAGACACACCUUUCUCGUCAAUAUUGUUUGAACUUAAGAAGGAUUUAAAAAAAGGUAAGGCAAACACCAACUAAUGCAUAUUUACGUAGGCGUUAAGCCUGUUUACUUGCCAAUGUUUCGCGCGAAGGGAAUUUUUCUUUUGUCUUUAUCCAAUUAGUUGCAGAUGGUUCCAGUUGAGACCAAAGACAAAUGAAAACCGGACACGAUUUGGCAACGCGACGCGAAUUUUCAAUUUUCAAUGACAUUUAAAUUCAGUAUUUUUCUAUGUUUUUCAAAUAUUCGUACCCACUUAAGCAAUAUGAAUUUUAGCUAUUUGCUCUUCAUGCAUAUCUUGUAAAAUUUUUAUCCGACACUUUUAUUUGUUUUUAAAAACUGAAAAUUCGCGACGCGUUGUCGAAUCGCGUUCAGUCUGUAUGGGCCUUGAUUCCACGACGGCGAAAUUCUUCGUGCGAAAUCGUGUCUGCGAAAUAUGGAUGGCUGCACAUGAGUGAUUCUAUUGAAUUUGCGCACUUUUUUCGCUUUCGCAAUGAGUAGAACUGAUUUCUACUCGCGAAGCGAAUUUUUUUCUCGCGAAGCCUAAUUUAUCUUUACUGCGUAUAUAUGCACCUAAAUCAUUUCACGCAAAAUUUUUCGCAUUUCCCCGAAGCUACGUUUCGGGAAGCCAUGCGGCAUAUGAUAUAUCGUUUACAGUUUGAAAAAUUCUGAACUCUAAACAUUUGGUUUGGAAUUUUACGCCUUAUUUUGUUCACAAACGGCAGUUAGAUCAAUUUAGUUGAGAUGUAUUAUUAUACAUAUUAUAAGCUGUAUUUUUGUGGAAGGAUGUCAAACGAGUUCAUAUUAAUCAAAUGGAGCCAUGCAACAAAAAUUAAGAGUAUAAUUUCUCGUUUGCCCCAUGCAUCUCCCCUAUAGUUAAAGAUCCUUGAUUUGAAUAAAGAUAGCAUCAUUAUUUUCAAGCUAAUGAAGAGCUAGAGUAUACUCUGCCCUCACAGUAUGGACACAUGAUGAAUUAUACAGUAUAUGUUUGAGCGGGGGCACAAUAUAAGAAAUGCAGGCUUUAAAAUAUCUUUUCCAGGGCCGUCUGACAAAAUGUCCGAUGACGUUGAGUUUGGGUCGGACAUAUGUCCGAUGACCUUCAGUUCAGUUUUGACUUGGAAAUAAGUCUGAAUGACACAAAUGACUAAUAUCCGCAGCACAAUGUAUUAAUUCUGAACGGUAAGUGUUGUGAAGAUAUUAAAUAAUUUGUGUCAUUCAUACUUAUUUCCAAGCCAAAAUUAACUUGCUUGCAAGAACAGCAGUAAGAAUUCGACAACGUUUUCCACUUUACCAUAUCGCAUUUCCAUUUCGGACAGAAUGUCCGGUGGCUUCCUCUCUACGUCGGACAAUGUCCGUGACCAACCGAUAUUUUAAAGCCUGGGAAAUGAGUAAAUUUUGAUACACUGAAUCUGGAAAGAAAGAUGAUAUUUUAGCAAGUAUAUUGAUUUGUCCUCGAAUUUGUCUUCGGAUUUGCCCUCGGUUUCGCCCUCGGUGUAAUAUUGUGUUUGUUUAGACACACGCCAUGUUGAGUCUAGCUCCCUUUAUCUAAUUGUCACCUGCAUAUAUAUCUAUGUCCAUUACGUCAUAACUACUUAAUGUCAAUCAUCUACUUAUAAAUGUCACAUCUCCCUUUUCCCAAAGGAGAUUGUUUAACUAGUGUUUCUAUUAAUGUCUUUUUUUAAAAUGUCAAUCAUAAACAGUUUUCUAAUGUUCUUAGUGUGCUAUAUAAUGUCAACUAUUAGAUUUAUUCUCUAAAAAGUUUCAAUGUUGCUAUUUUAGUAUUUUCCUAUUUUCCAUUUAAUUGGCUUGAAAUCUUUCUGGUUUACGACUAGCACGACCGCUUCGAGUUGUGUACAAUUGUGGUGUUUGUGGUGAUUGUCCAGGUUCUAACCCAUUUUGCUGCCUACCCACGGCAAUUGGUAUUUGGUGUGGAGGUUGGUACUCGGUGAUGUUAUCAUCAUCUAGAUCACAGUUCUCCAAUCUGUUCAUGCCAGUAGAUUCAUAUAGAUGUUUCCGGUUUCUUCGCAGUACGAAGCCAUUAGAUGUACGGAUCAUGUACGAUCUGGGCUCUUUUCUCUUUUCAAUCACUACUGCUGCUUUUAGUCCAGUGUUGGUCUCAUACCGAACAUUAUCACCUGGUUGAAGGACUGAAAGCUCUUUAGUGUGAUGGUCAAAGUACUGUUUUUGUUUUUCUUUGUUCUUAUGGAGGGUUUCUUUGACUAUUUUGGGUUCAAUUAUCUUUGGUUCUAAUAGUGUGGUCGAAGUGGGUAAGGUGGUUUUUGUUCUUCUACCAAAUAAUCUCUGGGUUGGGGAUCCCAAUUUUUCAUUAACUGGGGUGUUGCGAUAUGCUAACAGGGCAAGAUAGGGGUCAGUGCCUGCUUGCUUUGCUUUCUUUAAGAGGUUCUUGGCUGUUUGUACAUAUCUUUCGGCUAACCCAUUGGAUUGUGGAAAAUGGGGACUUGAUGUAGUAUGUUGAAAUCCAUACUCUUGUGCAAAUGUGGCGAAUUCAUGGCUGGCAAACUGUGGGCCGUUAUCUGAUAUUAAUGUAUCCGGUAUACCAUGACGGGCAAAUUGGGACUUGCAAUGGGUUAUCACAGAGGAACUUUUAGUUCCAGUCAGUUGAGCAAUUUCAAAAAACCCAGAAUAGGAAUCAACAAGAAUCAGAUAUGAAGAUCCAUCCAGCUCAAAUAGAUCUGUUGCAACUAUUUCCCAAGGUCUUGAAGGACUGUCUAGGGGAUGAAGGGGUUCUCUCAUGUUUCUUACCUGGUGGUCUUGGCAAACUUGGCAUUUCUUGACAAGGUCUUCUAUCUCUGCAUUCAUACCAGGCCAAAAUAAUAUGUCCCGCGCUCUCCGUUUGCAUUUUUCAAUGCCAAGAUGAGCAUUGUGUAUUUUCUUGAGCAUUUCUGACCGUAGCACACGUGGAACAAUGACUUUAUUUCCUUUGAACAAUAGUCCUGCUUGUUCGAUUAUUUGGUCUCGAUAGUUCCAGUAUGGUUUUGCACCUUCUGGGACUUUGGAUUUGUCUGUUGGCCAGCCUUCUUUGAUACAGCUAUUCAGUUCUUUCAAAUCUUGAUCAACCUCCGUUGCUGACUGAAGUUGUUGAACUUUCUCUUUUGACAUUGGUAGCAAGUCUAUAACAUUCACUUCGAAAUCCCUUGUCAGCUCAUUAAUGCUGCUGUUGCUUUGCUGGCAGGCCCUAGAUAGGGUGUCUGCAAUGAGCAGCUCUUUCCCUGGUUUAUACUGGACAUUUAUGGAAUAUUUUUGUGUUCUCAAAAUCAUUCUUUGGAGCCUUAGUGGCGCAUGAUAAAGGGGCUUCUUAAAAAUAAACUCUAAAGGUUUAUGGUCUGUGUGUACCGUAACUGAUUUCUUUCCAAAAAUAUAGUCAUGAAAUCGUUCGCAACCGAAUGUGAUAGCUAACAUCUCUUUUUCUAUCUGCGCAUAGUUUCGUUGUGUUUGUGUUAAUGACCGUGAUGCAUAUGCGACUGGGCGCUCGUCCUGUAAAAGGACAGCUCCUAACCCAUCAGGGCUAGCAUCAACUUGAAUAGUUACAUGUUUGUUUACAUCAUAAUAUUUCAAAACAGGUGCAUUUGUUAUUGUUUGCUUUAAUCUUUCGAAACUGUUUUGUUGCUGCACAUCCCAGUGCCAUAACGUGUUCUUUUCAAGUAGCAUUCGCAGGGGAGCAGCUAAUUGUGAGAAAUUUGGGAUAAAUUUAGCAAGGUACGUUGCCAUCCCAAGAAAUCUCUGGACUGCUGCCUUAUCUGUCGGUGUAUCCAUUGUUUUGAUAGCUUCAACUUUGUUCACAUCCGGUUUUAAUCCAUUUGAACUCAACGUAUGUCCAAUAUAAGUUACUUGUUGUAGUCCAAUUUCACAUUUAUCCUUGUUAAGUUUCACUCCAGCUUCGCGAGCUCUUUCUAAUGCUUGUUUCAAACGUUCAUCGUGUUGUUCUCGAGUUUCACCCCAGAUUAAUAAAUCAUCGACAAUAACUUCGAUUCCUUCAUUGCCAUCAAAAAUUUGAGACAUAAUACGCUGAAACACUUCCGGUGCAGACGAAAUUCCGAAUGGCAGGCGAUGAAAACGGUAUCGACCAAACGGUGUAUUAAAUGUACAUUUCGUUGCACUUUCGUCAUCAAGUUGUACUUGCCAGUAGCCUUGGGUAGCAUCAAGCUUCGAGAAGAAUUUGGCAUUCGGCAUUCGCGAGAUAACUUCUUCUAUAGUUUUCAUAGGAUACUGUUCACGUUUAAUUGCGCGAUUUAAGUCUUUCGGGUCAAUACACAAUCGUAUUUUUCCAUUGGGUUUUACGACAGUUACUAAACUAUUUACCCAUUCCGUUGGCUGUUGAACUCGCUCUAUUACUCCGAGACUUUCCAUACGAUCCAGUUCGUCCUUAACUUUUUGUCGCAAGGGUGCUGAAACUCGACGCGGUGGGUGAAUUACCGGUUUUACAGUAGGGUCAGUUUCAAUGUGGUGUACUACGCCUUUAACACAACCUAACCCAGUAAACACAUCACUGUACUGUUCGAAAAUAUCCUCAGGUGCGGUGGACGUCGACUCGACGCAUUCUUUUUUGUCGAUAGUUAGCACUCGUUUUACAAGAUUUAACUGAAGGCAAGUUGUAAGUCCAAGUAUAUUUGGAACUUCAUGAUUUACGACUUGAAACUCAAUUGGCCAAUAUUUGUCACGAUAUGUACAUAACGUUGUAAAUUUUCCAAUUGUUUUUAACUUUUGCCCUCCAAACGCUCCGAGCUUUGUUCGCGAUUUUUCUAAGGGGGUUUUACUAAGUUCCUCAUACGUCUUUUUUGAAAUCACAUUGCAUUCGGCUCCAGUAUCGAUUUUGAACAUAACAUUUGUAUUGUUUACUUUUAGGGAUGUCGUCCAUUCUUUGUUUUCGUCUUGGGCGUGUAUGGCGCCAAUGAAAAAACUAUCAUUGCUUUCGCUGUCGCUAUUUCGUGUGCUCGCUUCGGCUUCGUGACUAUGAACGUUCUUUUCAUUUGUUCUAGUCCUGCACAUUCUUGAGUAGUGGUUAGGUUUUUUGCACUUAUGACAAGUAGCUCCUAUAGCUGGACAUUUCUGUUGUUCAUCGUGUUUACCGCCACACCUUGUACAUGUUGUCGCUGACGUUUUAGAUGUACGGUUGAACGGACUUCGCCUUCGAUCUUGAGAUCUCCUGUUACUGUUCAUAUCGCGUUCACUUUGGUGAUCUUUCUUUAGGGCAUUUACUUCUGUUGUCAAGCCAUCCGUCGCGUUUGUAAGAGAUUUGGCUUGUUCUAAACUGAUUUCGUUGGCGCGGCAAAUGUCAAUGGCUUUUUGAAGCGUUAAAUCGCUUUCCCGCAAUAGUCUUGCACGUAAUUUAUCGUCAAUUAUUCCACAGACUAUUCGAUCCCGAAUUAACCCGUCGCAAAGGGUACCAAAUUCACAAGACUUAGCUUUCGUGCGCAAAUCUGUCACGUAUUGAUCAAUUGUCUCACCUGCUCUCUGAUUUCGCGUGUUAAAAACGUGCCGUUCGUAAGUUAUAUUCUUUCUUGGAUUACAAUACGCGGCAAACUUUUCCAUUAUUUUAUCUACUUUCAUGGCAUCGCCUUCGCUCGCCCAUGUGAAAGUGUUAUAGACUUCCAACGCAUUUUCUCCUAUCACAUGCAGCAAUGUAGACGCUUGAACUUUUGCAGAUUUUUCGCCGAUUCCACUCGCUACUAAAAACAAAUUGAAUUGUUGUUCCCAUUUUCGCCAGUUUUCAGCUAAGUUGCCUUCUAAAUGUAAGAUAUUUGGGGGUUUCAUGUAUUCCAUCCUGACACCAUGUAAUAUUGUGUUUGUUUAGACACACGCCAUGUUGAGUCUAGCUCCCUUUAUCUAAUUGUCACCUGCAUAUAUAUCUAUGUCCAUUACGUCAUAACUACUUAAUGUCAAUCAUCUACUUAUAAAUGUCACACUCGGUUUUGCCCUUUUCUUUGCCGUCAUGUUCUAGUGCAAGUGCAGCGUCAAGUACAAGUAAUUGUGUUGAAAAUGUUGCAACUAUACUGCAACGUUUCAUAACUGUAAAAUUAACUUUAUUAUGAACUCAAGAAAUUAGUUUGAAAUUAACUAAUUAAGGUUUUAUACGUUGAGUUGCCAAUACGACUGUAUAUAACAGAUUGUAGGCUAUAUGCGUGUGCAUGGCAUGCGUAUGUUAGAAAUGGUAAAAACGUGUUCAAGAUGAAAUGUGUAUUUUUAUCGUUGUCAAGCUAGUAAAGUCUCCUAAUCUGUACCAUUUGAUACAGAAUAUUAUUAGUAUUCUGUAUCGUUUCAUACAGAUUUGUAUCAUUUGAUACAGAAUACUAAUAGCUCUAUAAGUAUUCUGUAUCAAAUGAUACAGAAUAUUGAUUAUAGCGGGAUUAAGCGUUUCCAGUUAAUUACUUUACCCCACAAUUUCCCAGCUGAGAAAUCAAAGCCCCCAGCUUUCAAACAGUGGAACUAGUAUCGGAUAUACAAAGGUAAUCACGUGUCAUAAACCACGAAUUUUGAAUGGCCUUUUUGCUUAUGAAUGUUUAAUGAAUUUCGCAAAUAUAUAUAUAUAUAUAUAUAUAUAUAUAUAUAUACCGAGUGUAUACCAAACCGGGCAAGCAGAAAUUUCUACUUGACCGCGGCUGGGAUUCGAACCCGCGACCUUCGUAUUUCUACAACGAUGCUCUACCGUCUGAGCAACAAGGUCAAGCUGAGAACGACUUGUUAAUAAACACACAUAUAUAUAUAUAUAUAUAUAUAUAUAUAUAUAUAUAUAUAUAUAUAUAUAUAUAUAUAUAUAUAUAUAUAUAUAUAUAUAUAUAUUAAGAUGAAAAUAUUAAGAUGAAAAUGUUCUAGAGUGUGUAUUAUAUAAUUUCCAUACCUUUACCUGUGCCUGUGGUUGAAAAUGUCCAGAAAUAUGGUAUAUCUUAGAAAACAUAGACGGGGGGGGGGUCUUCAGAGAUUUCAGCUGAUUCGUGCCAAACUUCGCUACACAUAAAUAAUAUCGAUUGAGAAGUCUUUUGGCUGUUUAUUGGUUUAAUAUCUCGCCACUCCUUGACGAGCUGUCAAAUACUCUCAUUUUUUGGGUAGUCACGUGACCAGCCCAGACCAGGGCUUUCUCGUCUCUCCCUUCGUCCUCAUACAAAAGCCCUGGGAACGAGGUUGCAAAUUACCAAGACACGAAAUUAACGAAUGUUGAGCUUAGAUAAACAAUUUUUAGAUAGACUCCCUAGUCCGUCUGUUCCUCCAAGCCAUACAAUAUACAUUGAUCCUUUCAAAUUAUCGUCAAACUUGUAAUGUUUACUGUUAUAUACUUCAGAAAUGAAGUAUGCCGGAGUAUGACCUUCUAUUACAGGGAAAAUACAAAAAGUGUCCCACUUCCGCUUCUGUAGUUUGUUGUGAUUUACUGUAAUUUGUUCUGUUUUUCUGUAGCGAUUACCGAUUUAUCAGCAAAUACCGCGAUAAAACUUUGUUUUUUUUUAUUUUUAAAUAUGAUAAUGUGUAGGUAGCAAAGGGAAAUAAUACAUUUUUCGUUAGAUUCAUUGCAUAAAACUUACGAAAUUUAAAUUUUAUCGCAGUAUUUGCCGAUAAAUCGGUAAUCGCUACAGAAAAACAGAACAAAUUACAGUAAAUCACAACAAACUAGUGGGAAGUGGGACACUUUUUGUAUUUUCACUGUAACUGUGGUAUGACUAUACCAUGAUUCCAAUGUUUUAUAGUUGUUCAACUUGUUCUAUAUUAGCCUGCGUGCAGGCCCAAGGGAACUGAUAGUGGGCCUGCAACCAUCACCCCAUGUUUUCGAUUUUCGCCGGCCGAACCGCCUGCUAAAUUCCCAUUGGCUAGCUGAGGCGAUCGGUAAUUAAUUAACCUAGCGUGCAGGCCCAAGGGAACAGUGAUUCAUCACAAAGGCAUAGACAAAGGCUCUCGAUAAGCUUAAAAUUUGAAACUUGAUCACUUUUUUCGAUUACAAAUGGAACAAGAACAGACUGUUUAUUGUUUACUUGAAGGAAGACAUGUUUUUGCCGUUAUGCCAAUGGGGAUUGCCUGUCGUGAGGUGUUGGAAUAGCAAAUUACGACUGGGGUAAACUAUAGUAACCUUUACUUGAGUUUCAUUAAUUUCAAACAGACUUCAGUUGAUACGUUAUGUGUUCUCACUUCCUCAAGAAAAUUAUUUUUCGGUUGAUGUUGAGAUGCAGUUGCAUGUAAGGACUGUAAGCCUAUUCGAAACACUUUGCGAUUUACAAGGCUUCGCUGAGAGAGCGAAACAGAAGACGGUAUUAAAUUGCCGUUUGAAACGAAACGAUCUGGACUCGGAACGCUCUCUUCUUUUGUAGAGUUCUUUACCAAAUGAAAUAAAUUUCGUACUUUCCGCCGCCAACAAGAAUUGCACACACGAUCUGAUAAGUGAGACAAUUUAUUUAUAACAAUGCCAAUGGCGACAGCGAAGCACACAUAAUAUAAAUCCUAAUGUGGUCGCAGGACUUCCCUCAUGAUUUGAAGUUUGAGACUGGUUUUCUGUUGAAAUUCGUCCUAAUUUGCCUGUUCCGAUUUUAGUUGAAAAUGAGCACUUGCAAAUUUGGCUUUUUUGGAGUUAAAACGCAGCCAUUUACACAUUGUUUAUUAGUGUUCUGAAUAAGCAGAGAAAACCCCGCAAAUUUUAAUGCGAGUUUGUUAGUUAAUAUUUGGGUGCUGUCAUUGGUUCUUUUUUGACAAUUGACGCGCGAAUCAUCCUCGGUCCCAGGGCCUCACGGCUGACACUGCGUUGACACGGCUGACACUGCGUUGCGCCUCCGGCAACGCAGUGUCAGCCGUGAGGCCCUGGGACCGAGGAUGCGCGCGAAUGGGGCGUGUUAUGAAAAGGGGCGUUUUACAAAAUACCGGGUAUAUAUGGUUGCAGGCCCACUAUCAGUUCCCUUGGGCCUGCACGCAGGCUAGUUCUAUAUUGUUCUCUUGGUCAAGCACCGAUGGUAUUAAUUAAAAUGUAAUGAGUCAACCUAUCCUUCUAGUAUCUGCGAUAGAACAGCAAAGCCAGUUUAGUUAGAAUAAAAUAGUAGUAAGCCCAAAAUGUUGGAAAGAAUUUGAAGUCGCGAAUAUUAGAAUUCAAAUACUGUUCAUACUGGAAAAACAUUUGCCUCAGCUGCAUGUCAAGUGCCUGACUGACAUUUUGACAUACAAUACCAUUGAAACGGAAAUACCAAAAAUAUUUUUAUUAAUUUAAAACAGCAUAUCAUAUUUUAUUUAGUUCUGAACACCUAAACACUCUCAACAAGCUACUUGGCCACGAUUCUUUGGCAAUAUUCACAAUAUCAAAGAAGUAAAUCAGUUGGUUGAAAUUCUACUUUAGCCCGUGAACUUGUUGGUAAGUGUUGUUUAUAUUUUAACCCAGUCUACGUAUGUUAACAUAGGAUAUAUGAAAUUAUAUAAAGAAAUAUUUCGUUAAAAAUUUGCUAACAUGCAUUGACAACAUUUCCAUGCCCGAAUACCUGCACAGCAUGCAGAAUAUGUUAACCUAUGGCUAUAUGGGCAAUAUAUCCCUGUUCCUUUUAGUCCGCGUGUCGUUCUAUUUCCUCCGCAUAAAUGAGUUAGUUUCACAGUUUGAUAUUUAAGUUACCCGUAAUAACCAAAAGCGUCAGCUACCAGAAUUAGGCCAAUGAAAAUUGAAAUCAUGUUUCUCGUCCACAAUUUUCAAAAAUUUGGAGCGGGAUAUUUUCAUUAUUCAUUUUUCAUUAUUUUUUUGUGUUUGAAUUCUGCUUGUCAAUAAUUUCCUUGACCCAUAAAAAUCUGAAGUAAAUCGGUGUAUAAUUCAUUUUAAUUUAAUACGUCCUACUCUACAGUAUAUUUCUACGCAUACCAGGGCUGACAUGAAAAAUAGAGGCAUUCUGGCGAGUAAUGUCUUUAGAAAGAUACAAUUUGAGUUGCGCUUGCGGAAUGCAGCAAUAAGACUUUGAUCUGGAGAUCAAUUUGGUGUUUUGUUAAGCCUAUUUUUCAAAAAUAAUGAAUAAUGGAAAAUUUUCGUGCGGCAGAUAAAACCCAUGCGGGCGGGGACGAGAAACAUGAUAUCAAUUUUCAUUGGCCUUAUAGAGACUUGGAUGUAUAAACUAUAUCCAUAGUUAAACUAUAUCCUACUUUUUAAAUAUUUAUCUAUGUUUGUUAUUUUAAUACCAAGUAUAAUCCAUUUAGGUACAUUUAAAUAUUGCGAAAUAUUGCAAUGACAAACAUUUGAGAUUAUACACACGCUAAUUAAUAUAUACAUGUGCAUAUUAAAUAUACACAAAAACUCUAUGGCUUAUUGGACGUCUGUAUUAAGAAAAAUCAACAGAGUUAGUUGAUUGCAUUAAAUUAGUUUCUUUCCUUUAGUGCAUACAUUAUAUGACGGCAUCAAUUUAUUAUUAACUAAUUUCACAGCUGUAAUUUCAGUUUAAGCUUCAUUAUCUAUUGUUUGAAUUGCAUUCGACGCGACCGAAAUUCGACGUAUAAAACAGGCCUAAGAUACAUAAGCUUAGACAUAUUUGGUUAAGUUUGUUUAAAUCAACAGCACUAGAACUAUCGUUUUGUUAAACCCUUCAUAUACCAUCUUCUUUUGUUUUCCUUCGCUUUUCAAUUUCAGCAUUAAUUGACCUCAAUAAUUGACCUCAUAUGAUUCGCAAAGUGAAAACUCUGUACCGACUAUUAGUAUUAUUCGCAAGUAAUUGUUGGGUAAGAUGCCUUUGAAUGAAACUCCCAUGCACAGCCUUUAACCAAUAUAAAUUGUAGAUAAUUUUACGUUGCAUUGCAAUUUUGUAUGUACAAUGUUCUGGUAUGAUGAGUAUUCUUAAAAUCGCUUUGAGACACUGUAUUAAAUUUCUGUAAUGAGAACCUUGUCAUACAAUUGCUUUUGCAAGUAUAUGUAUAUGUAGAACAUAAUUAUGUUGCCUUGUGCCUGGUCAACGGUGUGAAUCCAAAUGAUGCCACAAUUUAAGGAAGUAAAAAAAAACUUACUAGAUAUUUUCAUUUUACAAUGCCAAUGGCGUAUGUUUAAAUAUUUCAGAGUACAAAAUAGCUGGUCAUUGAAAUUUAUAUUUGCAUGUGAGCUUGCGUAAAAUUAAAUCAUUAGAUUUUAUUAAAACUACUUGUACAUGUGCAUUUUAAAAAGCUGACUUCACAGCAGUACUUUUCAUUGUAUGAAGAAUUAGGUUCACAUACCUUACUUGUAUUAAAAUUCGCGUCGUACUCAUUUUCGUUCAGCUUUAGGCCUAAAUUCGCGCGAUUUAAUUUCGCGCACCUUGUUUUGAUUUAUUCGCGCAGCUUUAAAUUCGCGCAAGUAAUUUUCCGUGUUCGUUCUUUUUGGUUUGUUUAAUAGAACUAUCAACAAUUAAUUAAUUAACGCAUUUAUAAUGAGUAUUUUUUAUCAACAAGUACUUAAAGGUAUUUGUUAAAAAGUAAUCAAAAAGCGAUUAGGUGACCUAAAAAAUGGCUUCAAAAUUAUGUAAUGUAAGCAAAAUUCAUGAUAACAAUUAAUAAAGCGUGAGUUAAAAAUACCAACAAGAACUGAAAAAUUUAUUGUAUGGUUCUCAUUUGCCCAAUACAGUAACAUAAUGCAAAUCAGUUAAUAACUCAACUGAUUUGCUUUACUAACAAUGAGUGUCUCAUAUUACACCACAAAGCUUUUCGCGCGGAUUAUAUUUCGCGCAGUACUAAAAUUCGCGCACCCAGCGCUGCGCGAAUUCUAGUACUGCGCGAAUUUUAAUACAAGUAAGGUAUUGGGAAGGAUCAUAUAUAUACUAUGAUCAUAUGAAUUUACAGAAAUAUAAUUUGCGCAUAACCCCAUGGGGAUGAGCGCAAUGUGAACGUGCUUGUCAACUAAACACUUCCGGCAUCUUAGCCAAUCAGAAGUUGCUCAGAUGAUGUGACAAGGCGGGAGUAAAUGUGGAAUUUAAUACGCGAUGCACCUCGAUCAACGAAUUAAGGAUUGUUUCAGACUGUAUUCAAGUUGAAGUUUAUAUAUUUUCCUAAACAAGAAAGGUAGGAAUAUUGCCUAUUCGACUAUUAUAAAUGUUGUAUGCUUGUGAUGUUACUCUGAGUGUAUAUCCACACCGGGCAGGCCUGAAAAUAUGCCUGGCCACGGUGGGAAUCGAACCUAUGUACUUUGGAUACUAGCGUAACAUCACAAAUAUUUGGAAUAAUAGAGUAACAUCACAGGCAUCUUAUUCACCUGAGUACACUACACCAACACAGCAAAUAUUAUUAUAAAUGUGUCAUGCAACUUAUAGUCACAUAUAAACAGUGGCGUAGCCAAGGGGGGGGGGGCGACCGCACCCCCCCAAUCGAAAAAAAAACAUUCUCUGAAAAAGGCUAAAUCCGUAGAGAAAUUGGGGGGGGGGGGGUACACGUUACAUCCUCGAAGCUGAAACUGAUUAAGUACAUCUCGACUGAGGAAAACGACGAUAUACUGGAGGAACUUGAUUUGUAAAAUCUCGUCAAAGCAGUUGUAGAUAUGGUUCCAAGAAGAAUAGAUUUAGUUUAGAUUUACAUGUAUGCAUUAUCAUAGCAUGAAUAUUCUUCUCAGACUUAUUCUGUAUCGUAUAAAAAAGCAACGCAAUUUUGAGAAUGCGGAAAUGCUGCUGAUAGAACCUACAAUGAUUUAAAUGCAACAUCAAAAUCACAUUGGGAAUUCAUUUCAUCAAAAUCACAUUGGGAUUUUCUUCCCCCAGCAUAACAGAGGGGAAAUAAGGUGACGUUGACCGGCUCCUUCUGUUUUUGAUGGUGUCUUUUCCAAUUUAUUUAAUUCCGAGUAGAUAAUUAGAAAUGUCUGGGAAAAUUUAUGUUUUCGAUCUACUUUAUAAUCUUCGGAAUUCUGCAAGAUUUCACCCCCAAAAUGCUUGAAAUCGCAUUUCAGGGACUCUAGAUUUCAAAAUUGUCCAGGGGGUGCAUGCCCCCGGAGCCCCCUAGAUGGUCUCGCGCCUUCGGCGUUCGCUUCGCACCCCCAAAGAUGAAGGUCUGGCUACGCCACUGCAUAUAAAGGAUCACAAGGAACCUACCAAGAGCAUCAGCUAUCAGAAUAGUCCUAAUUAUUAAUAGUCUUAGGGACUGUGUUCAUAGGAACUAGGGUGUAAACUACUACUAUUUAACUGUAUUUGUUACAUGUAAAAUAUUGCAACAAUUGAGAUUAUAGCUACACACUGCUUAUAUAGCUGCAUGUGCAUAUCAAACAUACACAAAAACUAUACUGCAAACUCAAAACAUUUGCCAGAGCAAUAUCCGCUUUUUGCUCAAAAAACUUUAAAUUCUGCACAAUAUAUAAUUAGUCACCAAUCUUUUACGUAGGCGGAACUAUCAGUAAUUGUCUUUUGUGUCAGUAAAUGUAAUUGUAAACCGCUAUUGUAUAGCACUAUUCACUUUGUAUCGUAUCAUAUAUCACUAGCACAUUAUUAAUCUACCCGUCGAAGACUGCAGAACUGGCAGUCGAAAGCUUGUAAUAAAUAAAUCUUUUUAACCAGAGAACGUUUACACAAUUAAUUAUGAAUCUUGGUUUCGCUUCCAACAUUUUUAAAAAACUAUAUGGUUUAUUGGACGUCUGUAUUAAGAAAAAUCAACCGAGUUAUUUGAUUGCAUCAAAUUAGUUUCUUUCUUUAGUGCACGCAUUAUGACGGCAUAACUUAGAACUAAUUUCACAAGCUGUGAUUUCAGUUUAAGAUACAUAAGUUUAGGCAUGCUGGGCUAAGUUUGAUUUUGAUUUUGAAGGCGGAAAGUUUUUACACUGUUUAGUGCGGGAGGAGGCGCUCGUUAGAGGUCUUUGAUAAACUCACUCGUGCAUGUUAUAUCCAAAUUGCACUCGGAACAAUGCUAUUACCUAUACUAAUAAAGGAUUGAACAGCACUGUAUAGUUUUCAUUAGUUGCGAUUUCUAUUCGACGAAAUCAAAAAUUUGUGUACGGAUUCUAUCACAUGCCAAAAAUAAUCUGUUACUUAAUGAAACUUGACUGUUUAUACGAGUUGUUCCGUGACUCAUUUAGGCCGCAGCUUGUUUGAGCUAGAUAGAAGAUUAGAAGUAUUUCAGAUCUACAACUAAACGUUAAAAUUGAAAACGAAUCAGUUAAGCAAGUUCAUGAAUCCAUAACCCUUGGGGUGACAAUUGACCAGCAUUUAUCUUGGAAAAGUAACACUGAGAAUAUUUGCAAGAAAAUAACAUCCGGUAUAUCUGCUCUUAGACGACUGAAAGAAUUUGCUGAUAAGCAAGCCCUUCUUUCUGUGUAUAAUGCUAUUGUACGCCCAUACUUCGAUUACUGCUGUGAAGUAUGGGAUGUGUUUGGUGAGACACAAUCAAAAAGACUCCAAAAACUCCAAAAUAGAGCUGCUCGAAUCAUGAAUAUGAGCAAUGACACAGAUCAUUCUGUUGCUCUGCAUGCAUUGGGUUGGAAGACACUUAAAACAGAAAGAAAGAAAGGGAAAGCAAAAAUAAUGUACAAAUUAUUAAAUAAAAUGGGUCCCAAGUCACUCUCUAAUCUUUUCACAUAUAAAGGUGAGAAAACAAAGUAUCACCUCCGAGAUAUUUCAAGUGGUCUUUGUCUACCACAACCGCGUACUAAUAAUAUGAAAAAAAGUUUCAUGUAUGACGGAGCACACCUAUGGAAUUCAAUUCCAAAAGGAAUUAGAGAGAGCAAAUCCCUUUCUGCCUUUCGGAAAAAAAUCGUUACUCACAUUGACUGAUUGAUUAAUGGUUUGUAAAUAUAUCUAAAUUACUUUAACUUAUUUAAUACUAUAUAUCUUAUAUAAUUUUGUAAAUAGCUUUUUAGUGUAUCUGUAUAGUUUGCACACGCCCCCCGUGGAAAUCAGCUUCGGUUGACGGGGUCAGCGUGUUUAAAUAAAGUUUUUCUAUCUUCUAUCUAUCUAUAGCCUAGAUUGUGGACGACUCAAAUCAUUGCUCUUUUACAUGCCUGAAAUGUCGGGGCUUGACUCGAGCGUCGAAUAUUUUCAAUGACUUCGAGUUAAGCCUCUCUUUUUUCACGGGGCUUAACUUGAACUUUCCAAGUUGUGUUUCUUUCUUCGAGUUAAGGCCUUGACGAAAAUGGGUGUGGCUUGGGCGUGGUCGGGGCAAAUGUUGGGACUUAACUUAUGCUUAAGCCCCGGGGCUUAACUUGAAGUACUAAAACAACCUAUGUUCAUUGAGAAAAAGCCCUGGGGAUUGAUUAUACCAAUAAACUUCAUUUAUUUAAAUUGCCUUAUACACACUGUAUGAACGAAUUUAUUUUGUUCAAAAAGUGUACUUCGGAAUUUUAUAUUUAUACAAUGUCAUGUUAUUUUUGGUACCAAUAUUUUGAACUGACAUUAAAUCAAAUAUCAAUAAAAAUCAUUACUUAUAGUCUUCACUUGUGAAAAUGUAUUUUAACGUGGUACUAUUAAGUUUGUUGCAAGUAAUGAUGGUUUUUUGUUCGUUUUCAUUUGUUUAUUUGGUUAUAAGUCUUACCAUUGUUUUUUGUCCAAUGGAUUAUCGUAUUCAUUUAGCAUAUAGUGUCUAUUGUUAGCCAUCAUUGUCCAAUAACUUGUUAGGUUGCUGUACAUAUACAGGUUUGCAAUAUCAUGACAUACAAUGUUCCUCACAUCCAUAUGGUAGAUUGGAAACCAGGCGUUUGAUCCCCCAUUGAAAAGGUUAUUUUGUGAGGAUUUCAAUGGUGUUUUUCUUUCCGGUGGUGGGGGUAAUUACUCACUGAGAUAUUUUUUAUAUCCGGAAUCAAGUUGUACACCUCUCUACUUAAAGGCAAUAUAUUUUUUUAUUAUUUAAUUUUAAAGAACUUUUAAAAUUAUAUGUUAAUCUCCUUUACCGAUUUUGUGUAACAUUAUUUCUUGAAAUAUUUUGACUUAAAAUAAUUUGCUGUCCGCCAUCUUGGAUUAAUUUUUAUCUCAUCGUGAUUUUAGUGACGUCAAAAGCAGGGUUAGCCAUAUAAAACUACAUCUAAAUGACCAAAUAACAUUAAGUCUUGUUUGAAAAGUCGUCAGACAGUUUUUUAUUUCAAAUAGUUACUGAAGUAUAUGAUUUUGGGCUCAUAAUAACCAAUUGCUCUAUGGAUAAAAUUCUUGCGUGACCCUGCUUAUGAUGUCACAUGCAUAUCCGCCAAAAUCCAAGAUGGCGGAGAGCUCGCUGAUUUGUGAUUUUUUCUGUUCAAAUAUCUCAAGAAAUAAUAAAGUUGCGCAAAAUCGGUAAAAGAGAUUAACAUAUAAUUUUAAAAGUUCUUCCAAAUGAAAUAAUAAGAAAAUAUAUUGCCGUAUCCCUUUAAACAGCUGUUUUCUUGUUUUCUUCUUAGGUAUCGAGUUAAGCAGUCAUGGCGAUGGAUCAUUGUGAAAUAUAUGAUUUUCAUGAAAUAAUUGAUCAUCUGUCAGUCAAAGUGAGAGUGAUAUUAAUAUUAAUCAUUAUCUUUGCAAUUCUGGGCAAUACUUUGGUUUUGAUUGCGACCUGGAAGGAAAAAAAUCUUCAUGAACCAAAUAAAUAUUUUGUUGCUUGUCUGGCUGUCGCUGAUCUUUUGGUUGGAAUGAUUUUGGUUCCGCUUCGGUUGUAUCAACUUGUGAACAAAGAAAAUGGAGGAAUUACGUCUAUUCAUCUUUGCCGUUUUUACAUUUGGUUAGACGUAUUUUUAGGAACAUCAUCUAUUUAUGCACUGACGUUCGUCAGUUUUGAUCGAUACCUGAAAAUUAGCAAGCCGCUUCAGUAUAAAUCACGAAUGACAAUUUCCACAUCACUGAAAAUAGUUUUCAUCAUUUGGCUAAUCGCAGCUACCUAUGCGACUUUGGCCAUGUUUCCCUAUGCAGAUAGUCCUGGUAUCGUUAUUUCCACUGGAGGAUGCUUUAGUAUAAAUAAAAUCUUUUAUACUUUUGCCGCCGUUAGCGCGUUUUUUCUACCCACGACAAUCAUGCUGGUUAUGUACACUCUUAUUUCUCUUGUCGCUCGUAAACAACAAAAAAUACUGCGAAAUGGUGAACUGAGCCAAACUUAUGACAAACCGAAUCAGCGAAGUGCCUUGCUUCAAGAUCUAAAAGUGAUCCACAUGUUGUUCGUUGUCGUGGGAGUGUUUCUAUUUUGCUGGGUGACAAACUACUAUAAUCCAAGUUUAUUGUUUUUUACUUCAUGGACUUUAAGUGAUCUAUAUUUAAUAACGAUUCUUCAUCGGCUAGUAGACACUUCCCCGUUUGCCUGUCUUCACCAAAAGUACAAGGAAGCUUUCAAACAUCUGUUUCAGCGAAUGAUGUGUCGGCCAAGCUCAAGAAGGAGAGAGCCACCACAGUAAAGUUACGAUUGCGGCACAAAUUAUAAAACCUAUGAUUGAGCAUUACUCCCAGGGACGCCGGAACUGAGGGCAAGGGGGGGGGGGGCAGCUUCCCCUCUUGCCUUUUGCUAGGGGGGGAGGGCAGAAGUGCCCUUUUAGUUGUAAAAUACUACCUGAUAAAUCACAUUUCCAGUGAUGCUUUUUCGGGCAAAAUCAUGAGAUUCAGGUAAUUUAUAGGCGCAGAGAAAGUUAAUUUACAAAAAUAAGUGUGAAUUUGGAAAAGAAUGAGGUUAAUUUACAACAAUUUUAGAAAAUUUUUGGAUUUUGGAAAAAAAUUUUGGAUAAAUGGAGAAAAUUGCUGAUGUCCGGAAAAAUUUUUUUACGUCGCGGAAAAUUUUUGUAUGUCCGGAAAAUUUUUUUGACCCCUAAAAUGGUACACUGACCGAAAUUUUUUUGGCGAUGGGGGUGGGGGACGUCGCCAAAAAAAAUUAAAUGUAAAAAAAAAUUCAGGUAAAUUUCGAACUUUUGAUCUAUAGAGGUGCCCUUUGGUGUGCGUCUGCCCCCGUUUGCCCUUUUAUCGUUCCGGCGUCCCUGGUUACUCCGCUUUGAAAAUCACGUAGGCACGCUUAAAACUGCGACACUGUGGAAGUCUAAAACACUUUUAAAACUACUAUGGCUCACCUUUCGAAACUGAUAAUUUUAGUUAAGCCAAUGGUAGUGCCAUGCACGUAUUUUAGGUUGACUCGCCCUUAAUACUCUUAAAAACAACGAAUUAUUUGGCAUAUAAUUGUAGUGCAUACAAGUCGUAAUAGCGCUAGUAUAGGGAAUCUGAGAAUGCAACAUGAGCUCCACCUUUGAAUUUACUAUAUGAGUAAAUUCUUAAACACGUCCGAAUUUAUCAUUAUGAUAAAUUCGCGGCACAUUUUGAAUUUAUCAAUAGAGUUAAUCAUAAAACCACAAGCAUUAGACAAGACUUCUUGUUAUAAAUGUGAUGGCACUAAAAGGGAGGCUGGUCGCGCGGGGUAGGGUAGAUUUUCGAGAUUUUCAAAAAGUUUUAAAAAAGUUUUUUAAAAAAAAUUUAAAAGAGUUUUAAAAAGCAAAAAAAAGUUUAACAAGUUAGAUUUUUAAAAAAUUUAAAAAAAUUAAAGAGUUUAAAUAGUUAGGGGUUGGGGUUAGUGUUAGUGUUAGGUGCCACGAAUUUAUUAUUAUGAUAAAUUCAAAAUGUGCCGCGAAUUUAUCAUAAUGAUAAAUUCGGACGUGUUUAAGAAUUUACUCGUAUAGUAAAUUCAAAGGUGGAGCUCAUGCUGGACAAUGAGGCAAUUCAUUGACCUCCUAGUUUAGUGUGUUCAGAAUUUUUGGUUAUCGUUCCAUGUUUCGCGCACCAGUAUAGGUUAGAGUUAGGGGUUAGGGUGUGUAUAUGGAGUUAUCCAGGGGUUAUAAUAUAAGUUAGAUUAUGGGGUUAGGGUGUGUAUAUGUAGGUUUAAGGUUAGGGUUAGGGUGUGUAUAUGGAGGUAUCCAGGGGUUAUAAUAUAGGUUAGAUUAUGGGGUUAGGAUGUGUAUAUGUAGGUUAAGGUUAGGGUUAGGGUGUGUAUAUGGAGUUAUCCAGGGGUAAUAAUAUAGGUUAGAUUAUGGGGUUAGGGUGUGUAUAUGUAGGUUUAAGGUUGGGAUUAGGGUGUGUAUAUGGAGGUAUCCAGUUGACUUUGCUGUACAUUAUAAUAUCCAUUACAUAACGUUUACUAUAUUGGUGCGCGAAACAUGGAACGAUUUCCGAAUUUCUUUGCUCAGUUAUUUCAUGAGUGUUACUACUUCUUUGGUACGUCAUGUUAUACGCACUAAAGUCGACCAGUGAACGAGAUAUAUUUAAUUGGGGCAAAGAAAAACAAGUGUACAGCUAUUUCAAUUAAGGUUGUCCCCGAGCAAAGCGGAAAAGUCGAAUGCGAGCGCGAAAGGCUUGCUGGGAAACGCUAAAAAUUAAUGAAUUUCUUAGCGAUUCCCAGCAAGCCUUUCGCGCUCGUAUUCGACUUUUCCGCUUUGCUCGGGGACAACCUCUAUAUACUUGUAAUCGCUUGUGGGAAAGCGUUUGACAUCUAUAGUCCCUUAUAUAUCGUAAACCAUUAUAAUUAAAUGUCAGCCAAAAACCUCUGCGGAGGAAAGAGGACUUUUUAAAACUAAAAGGCGAUUUUCAAUGUCAUGUAUUGGCGAUGAAAAGUGUUCAAAACCUAAGAUCUUUUUGGCGUUCCCAGUCUCAUAAUUACUUUGUUUUAGCUUUAUUUUGUAGUUUACACAGUUAGCAACCUUUUUAAAUGUAUCUGGCGGUUGAGAAACACAAAAUAAUAGUUAAAAACUUAGAUAAGAUUUACUUGAGCGAGUGUUUUUGUUGGAACUUUUAGAAGUAGCAGAGACUGGUUUGCAUUUGUAAAAUAUGGUAUUCAGCGUAUUCACAUUACUCGUUAAUUUAAAGUGCAUUAUUUACGAGUUAAUUCAGCGAGCCCGAAGCGUGGUUCUCUAGUUCGAAUCCCGUACGAUACUGUUUUAUUUUCAAAUUUAAAAAAAAUGUCAACUUCUUUUGAGUCUGACUUUAAAGAUGAUGUCCACUCCGUUCUGUGCAUUAGUUCUGCUCAUAACAAAGGGGGACCCCCAGAUAUAAACAUUGCCCAAAUUUUGCAUCUUUCGAACUUUUUUGAAUUGAAACGUACAAUUUAUAUUCAUUUACAAGCAUAGCGAACCAGAAAAGUGUUAGAUAUUCAGUUAGUAUAUCAUAUUUUACAAAUAUAGCAGUUCAAAACGUAAACAAAGUUCGCGCAUGUGCACAGGAGUGGACAUCAUCUUUAAGGUUAGGUCUUAGGAUAAGGAGUUAGGGUUGUGUGUGGGGUGGGUUUAAUUAUAUUUUUAACACCGUUAGGAUUAAAUUUCAAAAUUUUUAGCCAUCAGCGUUAAUUUCACAGAUGCCUCCAUAUCUUAUAUUCAUACUUGUGUCAAAGUCUACACAUAACAUACUGUCAAUACGGUGCUUUCUUCACUAACUGCACAAUUAUUUCAAAAUUGUGCGCUUAAUUAUCCGUCCUACUAUAAUAAAUAAUAAAUGAACAAACGGCGCCCCAUAGUCGCUCGCGUGAUUAUUCAUCAUUUGGCGAUAGGUCAUAAUUGCUUUCAAAAAUGCUUUCAACACAUUUUCUACAAUUAUAUAAAUUGCUUUCAAUAAAAUGCUCUUGCUUGUUUAAUCGAUAAAUUUCGAUCCAAAAAGCCGCAAUAAAAUACAAAAGUUCGUGUUUUCCAGGACGCCAUUUUGGAGGGUAUAUAGUCAUCGGGAGAAGAGAAGAUUCACAACAUAUACUGAAAGACAUUAGGAAGGAUUCAGAAAAGGUAUUAAGGCAUAUAUAACAAGUGUUUUUGCUGGAGCUUUUAGAAGCGGAGAGUUUGUAUUUGUAAAUUGUCGUGUUCAGCGUAUAUUCACAUCAAGAUUUAUACUUAGGGACAGACCAUUAGAAAAGUGAUGGGGGGGGGGGGUAAAUUUUUUUUGUUUGCAUUUUUUUCCAGGUUGUCAGCUGUGUAUGCAUGUUUUUUUUAAAUAUGUCUUCUCGCAUGCAAUUUUUUUCCAAUACAACUAUACAAAUGUUAACGAAACUGUUCUCUUGACAAAAAAUAUCCCUUUAAUACACACUGCAAAAUUAUAUCUUUAAGCACCAUAUAUGGACAAGUUUUCUAGGGGUCCAGAGCAUGCUCACCCGGAAAAUUUUUGAAUCUAAAUUCUCUGAAAUACCAUUUCCCGGACUUUGGGGAGAGAUUUUACAGAAUUCUGAUGGUCAGAAAACGCCAUUGUAACAUAUCAGAGGCCCUUGGCCAAUGUUUUUGCUCUAUAGCCUGGGGCCCCCCAUUUGCGGGCCCAUUGGGGUUGGUGGCACCUGGAUUCUCCCAGUCCGAACCCAUAGUAGUUACGCCACUGAGGACAGUGGCAGUGUGAAUGAGAAUUAAUUAUUAAAUACAAUAGAAAAUAUUUUGAU
Molecule: messenger RNA, 21295 nt
Organism: Paramuricea clavata
Lineage: Eukaryota; Metazoa; Cnidaria; Anthozoa; Malacalcyonacea; Plexauridae
Source: the annotation of a GenBank genome assembly